This is a messenger RNA of Gryllus bimaculatus (two-spotted cricket), 8428 nucleotides long. The record is from the annotation of a GenBank genome assembly. NCBI's taxonomy places the organism in Eukaryota, Metazoa, Arthropoda, Insecta, Orthoptera, Gryllidae.
UUUUUCUGCACUGUUGGCAGUCCGAUAAUGUUGAUAUCAUGAUUUUUAAGUCUACUGUUUGAUUUUUUAUAGUAGGUAACAGUGUAGAAUUUUUUCUCGGUGUGUUCAGGACAUUUCCCAAUGCUUUUGCGAUUAGAAAAUGACCAAAUAUCAUAUUCAACUGCGCUCUCGAAGUUAAACCACACAGUAACCAGAACGUAACCCGUAUGUGGUGAACGGAUGCGAACGUCGCAUAAGCCAUAAGCUCAGAGGACCGCCUCUCGAGCUGGGCGGUUGCAACGGAAGAUGGACCAAAAGAAGAGUCCAAAUAGGUAAUUAAGUGCUUUAUUGUACGAUACAUGUUUCCAGUUAUCGUCGUUACACAUCAGUAACAUACAAUUCUCAACUAAUUGACUACAGAAGAAGUUUUUUUUAAUGAGAAUUGAUUGACUGUUGAAGCACGUACAGGGUAAACAAAACCCUAUCAUGGAAUUGAAACAAUCCAGCCUGCAUAAAAUACCACAAAGAACUAAACGCCAAGCAAAAGUUUUAGAAGAAAAUUUUUGGGAUUGCAGUGUGUGCACUUACAGAAACACGGCAGAAGCCUUUAAAUGCCUAAUGUGUGACGUCAGGAAAGGCACGUCUACUAGAAAACCAAGAAUCAACCCUCAGUUGGUAGCCCAACAAGUGGCCCAGCAAUACAAUCCAACCCCACCAAAAACGAAUAAGAAAGAAGGUGGGUUUAAGGAGGGUGCUCCUCGUGAUGGGCAAGUAAGGGAGAAGUCUGAAAAGAAAAACAGUCCUGCUGAAAGUAAAUCGGCAAAGAAGAGCUGGUACCCGCCAAGAUUAAAGAAUGUGGAUCGCAGUACUGCUCAGACACGUGAAGUGACUGUGAACAAUGUGACAGUGUUUAUAACAGAAUAUAAACCUAAAUUAAAGAAAACUCUCUCCGACCAUUCUGGGCAGUCAAGUAGUGCAUCAUCUGAAAAUGGAAGUCAAUCUGAAUCUAGUACUGAUGCAAGAAGUGCAGAUGUGGGCACAGAUUCACGCAGUUCAUAAAUUUUGUGAUGUUAUACACAACUUCUGUGAUUCGAGCAAAUGCAAGCGGAAAGUGGCAGUACAAAUUGAAUUUAAGUGUUAAGUGAUCUGUUUCUCAAUUUCUUAAAUAUCCUUUUUUAUUUUUCAUGUGUAGUGGUGUGAGAGCUCAGUAUUAAAGUGUGUGGGCACAACUUAUGUAGCAAAGUGUAAAUUUUCUUUGCAUUGGAUUACAAUGGAUAUGGUUAUCUUCUACCUGCACUAUUAGAUUACUUAUAGAGUAAUUCCGUAGCGUUUACUCUCUAAUAUGUACAGAUUGUGUGUUUAACCUAGAAUGUGUGUAUGUACACAAGGAAUAAUUAACAUAAUGGUUGUGAAGAAACAGGACAUUCUGUGAAGAAUGUGUGAUGCCUGAGAGGUCAUGUCAUGAAUUGUGAUGUACUGUGUGAUUAAAGUAGGCUGGCUGUAGAGAUUUCUGUUGCCAGAAACAAUUUUAUGUGUCUUAAUACUUCUAUUUGCCUUUCAGGAAAUAUUACACUGCCAGAAAGUAAGAAAGAAAUAACUGGGUGACAAGAGUUAUUAAUUGCAUCAUUUAUAAAAUGUAAAACUGUAAAUUUAGUUAUGUCAUUGUAUAACAAAUUUAAGAUUUUAUGUAAUGUAUUGCAGGUCAUACAGUUGCACAUUUUAGUAUAAUUUAAAUGGUAUUUAAGUUAUAGUGUUUAAAACUACUGUAUAUUUCUGUAACUGCUAUUAUUUGCUGUUAAGGAGAGGAGCUAACGAUAAUGUACUGGGUGCUCAAUUUAUUUGAUCCCUAUUGGAUUUGGUGUGUGUGUUUGUAUGCAUGAGAGUUUGUACAUAGAACAAAUGCACAUAACAAGAGUCACUAAACAUCUCUGUAAUUUGCCCAGGAAUGAUUGUUAAGCAUAGUUCGUUUUAUAAAUAUCAAUAUAAUUGAAUAUGAAUGAGCUACAGCUAUGCAUCAUUGGUAUUCUCCAUAAUUAAUUUGCUUCUUAUUGAACGGUAUUCCAUGUAGCAUUCUGAGACUGGAAAGAGUAAAUGAAAAAAGGUUGUAAUCGUCAAUACAAAGCAUAUUGUUUUGGUUUAAUUGCAUUGUAAUGCCUUACAAUGUCAUCUCAAAGCUCCUGUAUCGAUUUAUGUUGUUAUCGUGUACACAAAAUAGAUUGAAUGAAAAUAAGUGACAAUGAAAUAACAAUAAUUAAGAAUGACUCAGUGUCUUGUCAGUUCCAUUUUUAUACUGGGUAGUAAUGAAGUUUUAAGAUCUUAGUCUCGGACAUCAACAUUUUUCGGAAUGUUUUUGUAUGAAAAUUAAGAACUUGGUGAGUAUGAAAAGUUAUGUUAUUUUCUUGACAGGUAGGAAAGCCUAUCGGAAAAGUUCAACAUUGUAGGCAUACUCUUUCAAAUUGUUGUAUAAUGUGUUGUUUUUUUUAAUUAUUCAUUUUGAAAACAGUGAAAUAGCCAUUAUCUUCAAUUAUGAGUAACAAUUUUUUGCACAAUGGAGGUUACUUUCUGAAAAUCUGUUAUUCACUGAUGGAGUGUUAGUUUAGUUUCUGCUUUUAUUAAGCGAUUAUUUAAUACGUUAUCACGAUUGCUCAUAUUAACUUCAGAAACUGAGAGCUAUGGCUUGUGCAUUGUGCUGUGGUUGCUGUUAUGUUGAGUGCAGAUUUGUGAAGUUCUGCUGUAGCUCAUCCAAAGCAAUUCAAUUUUUAACAGCGCAUACCAGUGGAGGGAGUGUAUUAACAGACUGCAUCAUAGUAUUUUUUGGUGUAUCUUUGUUUAGAUAUGGGUUUACUGUUUCAUCAUUUAGUUUUUUCUUAUCAGAAUUUUUCUUAACCGUAAGCUUCUGUCUUUAAAUACUUACUGGGUUUUUACAAAACAAUUCAAAACUGUUGUCAUGCAUAAUAGCUUUGUAAAAACUCUGGUGUUCUUUUACUCCGGGGUCCAUAAACACAUUGCAAAUUUAUUUUAGUAUCUCUUGAUGUAGAAAACAGUUGUGUGUAUAGAGCAACAUAGUGAACGGUGAAUUAGUUCUUCAAAUAAAGGUUGUCACCAUCUGUGUUCCCACAGAAAGGGAUGAAAUUAUAGAAAAUGUUCAAAAUAUAUGCAACCUUGCCAUACGUCAAAAACUGAAAAUAUUUGAAUAUAAACUUGCAGAAAAUGUUUGUAACCUAUUUCAAAAUUCAUAUAGCACUAGCUCUUAAAUGUAUAAAAUUAUCCUUCAACUUUUGCGAUUUAUUCUGUUGGUCCCUGUUGACCUCUUCUUGACGUUGGCAAUUGUGAAGGUAGGGUGAUAUGUAAUUCUGUCUAUUAUUUCAAAAUUUGACUUAUCCCAUUGCUAGAGCUUUUGUCUAGUCCUGUCGUGGAACUUUGGAAAUUUAAAUGGUUUGGUGAACUUCAGAACGUAUGGAAAUUAUGAAAGAAAUAGCUAUCUAUAAAUUUAUGCUAUUCAAAUAAUUUAUUGCCCAACAGUGGAGUUGUCUUUGGUGAAAUCCUGAUUCAAAGCAAUAUGAGUAAUAAUGCAUAAACAAUAACAUUAAUAGAAUUAUAAUGAAUGCAAAGAAGGUUAAUAUUAUUGUAGAGUUGCUUCUAUUCUGAAAUUGUCUGUCAUGUCUGUUGCUGUAGUGGAAAUUCAUUGGAUGGAAAUGUUCCAAGACUGUUGUAUAAGUAUGUUGAUAAUGAAUGUUGGUUUCUUUUGUUGAUGCAUAGAAGCACUUUUUGAGUUACAAUAUUUGUGCACUUGCUGGUCUAUGCAUGACCAAACGAAUCACCAGUGAUCAAACUCAGGGCUAUUUUUCUAUGCAUGUAGGUCUGCAAUUUAAACUGUUAUUAAUAUUUUUGUAAUAUUAAGGAAAAUAAUUAUUGCAAAUUUGUUGCUGGCCCUACCACUUAUAAAAGGUACUUAAAAAUGAUUUUUCCCUACGACACGUGCAGCUUUCUGAACCGUUCUAGAUUAUUAUAGAAGCUGAAAUCUUGAAAUACAUUUUUGGAAAUUUGGUAGAAAAAUAGUGGACUGGCUGUAUCAUUACAUUUUUUGGAGAAUAAUCAGUGUAAAAUCACAUAAAACUGAUAGUAAACAAUGACAAAAGGAACAGUGAAAUUAGAAAUGAAAUACUAUGAAAUCUAUGUUAGUGGCCACUAAUGGUUCUGGCAAAUAUUGGCUGUUAAUAUUCAUGGCCAGUUAAUCAAGGUUUUGGAGUUAUGGAAAGCAUCCCUACAUCUAGUCUAAUUGUGUUAAUUGCUGUGAAAUAAAAUCUGUUUUCCGUAAAUCAUUUUAAUUACCUAAGGUAAUUAAAUCUACAAAUACAUCAACAACUAACUGCAGUUAAAUUGAAAAUACACAAAAAUAUGUUCAAGCAUAGAUUUUACUUCUUUUUUAGAACAAAAUUUUUGUUGAGGUGUUUGUUUAGUGCUUACAUCUCUCUUCAGUUGCACAGCAUUUGAAACUUUCUAAAAGUGUUCAGUGGUUUAUAUUGUUUUCAUUAAUUUUUGUCCUUCAACACUUAACAAUGUUGGCAAAUUACAAAUUUUCUAUCAGAAACCACUUUCUUGUUUACUAGGAUCACUUGCCUCCUCUUGGCCAGUCAUUCUCUUUCCAUUUUCAUGGAAACAAACUUGUAAAUGAUUUAGUCUUCAAAUUGGAAUUCACAUUCAUUGAGCUGUUAUUUCAUGGGGACAUUUAUUAAAAUGAUCUUUUGAUCUUUAUUACCUGAAACAAAUUAAUCCCCCUACUUGAGAAGCGACUGCAGAGGUCACUUAUAUGUGAAGGCGUCUGUCUCUUGCAAGACAAUACUGAAUCAACAAUAUCUCCAUUACUCUUCUACUUUUUAUUGUUAAAGAUGGCCACUUGAUAAAGGUUGUCUAAGAAAAGAGCCUGGCUGCAAUACCAGGUGACCGCUUAAAAGAGGUAAUUUGUAAAUGUCUUACGGAAAAAUCGAUUGUUUAAAUUAAAAAUUUACUGUUAAUGGAAGUGAUCACCUUAUUAGAGAAGGUUUUUACUGUAAAGAAAAUAAUUGAGGUAGAGCCUAAGACUUCGUGGUGCUCUCUCACACUAAUGCAGAAGGACCAGAAUAUUCUCUUGCAGAAAUGAUAAGUCGUACAUUGAUUUGUUGAGAGAUGUGCCUCACUCAGAAAGUUCUUGUCAAGCUUUCCACUGUAUCUGAAGUCUUCCUUUUCACACAUCACACUGCCUAGUCCAAAAGGGCAUUACACAAAAUGCUUAAAUGGAUCUUAUUCUGAAAUAUACUGCCAUUCUUGGAUGCUUCAGGAACUACAAUUGUACAGGUCAAUGGGACUAAUGAAUAAUAUUGGGAGUAAUGCAUAUGUUAAAAGAAAAAUUACCCACAGGAAAGUUAGAUUUUUCAGUUUUUAAGAGCUGAAUAAUACACAACACUAAGUGAUGAUUAUUUACUUCAUGUAUUUCAUUGAAACUUCAAUUUCACACAUAUCCUUUGGUUAUGCAACGUGAUGUGCCAGGGGUAACGAUGUAGGCUCAAAAACAGCAAUGAGAAAUAACGGAUAACAUUGCAAUGUAAUCAUUCCAAAAUAUUUUUUCAAUUCUUGAGAGGUGGCAGAAGUUUGCUAAUCAUCCAUGAAAAUUACUGUUUAUUCUUUCAAUUACAGAUACUCAUUUAUGACUUCCAGAAGUUUUCAUGUUCUUCCGGUACAUUCCUUUAAAAAAUAACAAAAUACCUAAUUUUGACUUGUUGCAUAUUUAUGUAUAUAUUUAUACUGCAGCAUUAUAUUGCAACAUGCUUUUAUUUAUUUUAAUUUGCAUUGUAAAAUUUUGUGGCUUUUAAUUCAUUUUCUAGUAUUUUGAGAUUGAUUACAAACAGAAUACUCAACUUUUGAUUGCUGCUUUACAAUAAGAAUCAUUACUAAUGUGACUGGAGAAAUGAUGUUUUGUGACUGAUGUGCAUUUAUUCAUUUGGUGAUGAGAUCGAACAAUAAUACAAAUUCUACAAUUUUUAGUAAGGAGCUUUUUGGAUGUGAAACUGGAUUUUUAGUUAAUUAUUAGGAUGUAUUGAAAUGUACAAAAAAUAUUUUUAAAAUUGGUGCAGAUGAUUGUCCAGCGAGUGUUUAUGAAAUCUUGUAUAUUGAAGAGAUAUAUGCUUACGUAGUAAACAAUUUUUGAACGUAUGGGCUUAUGACAUACUAUGUAAUUUCUAUAGCCUAAUUUAGUGCCUGGAAUCAGAUGUUUUAUAAAAUGUGUGGGACUUAAAAUAAUGUGAGACAUUAUUAUUUAUAUUAAAUGUUAUCAGUCCAUCAUGCCUCUGUUUGUAAAAAAAAAAAUAUUUGAUAAAUUCAAGUUUUUUAGAUAUGUAUGAGGAAUGAGCCAAACGUUUUAUAAAAUAUCUGAACUAUUUCAAGUUGAUAAAAAUAUGGUGAAAUGACAUUUUAUGAAAGAACUUACUUAUGCAUUUUAUUUGCAUUGUAUGAAAUGCCUGAAUUUGUAAAUACCGCUUGUAAAAUAACAGUGAAAAUGAGAUGAACAAAUGAACAAAGUUCUUGUUUAUUUACAUUUUCUAAAUUGUAUAUUCAUAGAAUAUUUUCAUUGAGCCUUUAAAGGUAAUUAAUAUUCAACAUUAGUGCAGGUACAUUUUGGAGUAAACAGCAUAUAAAGACUAAAAAAAAUAGUCCUUCCAGAAUGUCUCAGUCAAAAUACACUGCUUUUUCAUUGAAAAUUGAAGUCAGCUUUUUUAGUUUGAAGAUUGACUCUAAAAUGUUAGUUGCACUUGUUGAAAGCCACAGGCUUUAAAAACUUGGAAAAAAGAAGGAAAUAACUGGGAGUCAUAUUUAAUAUAUUAAUUUUUUUUUACUUGAGAAGAGAGCAGGUAAUAGCUUUCAAUUAAUUAUUCAAUUAAUUUCUAAGGUGAAUUCAAACAAGACAAGAUAUUUAAAAAAAAAGUGUGUGUGUCUUACAUGAAAAUAAAAUGACAGCAAUUCUUGUAUUUCUGAAGUUCUCUCGAAACUUCUUAAAUAUUUCAUAUAUAUUCUUGUUUUUUCCUCAAUUUUCAAUUCACUGAUGUGCAAUAAUUUGCAAGUUCAUACUUACUUGAGAAUUUUGUUACAUUGCAGUGAACUUGUAAAGAGUGUUCUGUUCAUUCAGGAUGUCUAAGAUUCUAAUUGGUCCUAUUAAUAAUGAAAUAUUCUUCAAACUAUACAGAACAAUUGUUUUCAUAUAGUUAUUGAACGUGUGACGCAAAUUGACAACUAUUAAGAUGGAAAUAAUAAUUUUUGUGUGAAAUGUACUUUUGCAAUUUCCACAAAAUAGGCAAUAAUAUUUAAAAAAAUGAUUUAUUGUAUGUCUUUAUGCUUUUUGUAGAAUGAAAUGUAAAAUGAGCCAUAUUGAUAAAAAUCUGUUUACAGUCUAAUUAUACAUCAGUGUCUAGUUUUCUCAUUUGGCAUCUGACCUUGGUUCGUUGAGCUCUUAAUUUUAUUGAAAACUGUUACCUGCCAUGUGUAAGUGAAUGCAGUUCAAUUUGUGCAGUUUUAUUGUUUUAUUUGUUUUUUGCUGCAUUUAGUGGCUCACAUUCCUGACUAUCCUGUUAAAGUUUAAUAAUAAAUCUUCAAAUAAGCUAAUAUUAUUUAUAUAAUUAAUUAUUUAUUUAUUUAUUUUGUGAGUGAAAGAUAAUGUGAACAAAAUGAACUUGAAGUUAUUAAAUUAACAUAGUUUUGCAUUACCAAAUUUUAGCCUUGUAUAUAAUAAACUUACACAAGGUUUUUGGAAAACAUGUAUUGUCCUCUAGAAAACUUACGACUAAUAUAUUAAAUCAGUUUCUUUAUUAUUCUGAUCUUUUUAUUUAAUUUUAGUAUGCAAAGAAAAAAAUGUAACGUAUUGAAUUGGCUUUCUGAAUUUGUUACAUAUGAAAUUCAUCAAUCAAUUAAUACAAAGCAAAACUUCAAAGAAUUAAGACAUUAGGUGGAUUGGUUGUAUUAAAUUAAAGAAAGCAAAUAAAAAUGGUUAGUACCAUGUGAAUAUAAACUCGUGCAUGUAUUGCUCAUGACCAAAUGUGCACAUGCCUGUUCUCAAGUUAAUGUAGACAUGAGCACUAUAACUAGUAUCUUUUAACUGAGAAGUAAUUGAACCGUAACAAGUUUUUGCUUGUGAAGGCACAUCUGUACUGUAAAUUUCAAUUAAAUUUACUAGUUCCCAUUUUGGUUUGAUUAAUGGAACACAGUUUAAAUUUUAGAAGAAUAAAAUAGCAAUGGAUAUCAGUAUGUCACUGUAUUAUUUACAUCACGAGGGGGCGGAUAUUGAUGACUUAAAACAUUGCAAAAAAGAUCAAUAAAAUGCUUUUAAAAUGCUCUGAAUACAAAGAAAAAUGCCCUAAAAACAAAAAAUUGAUUAAAACCAAUUCAGGUGAUCAACUUAAGCUGUUGGAUGUGUUACUGAUGU